This is a messenger RNA of Sesamum indicum (sesame), 1659 nucleotides long. Its product is annotated as ATP-citrate synthase alpha chain protein 1. Gene Ontology annotation, cellular component: succinate-CoA ligase complex. The record is from RefSeq and is a predicted model, not a curated record. Gene Ontology annotation, biological process: tricarboxylic acid cycle; succinyl-CoA metabolic process. Gene Ontology annotation, molecular function: succinate-CoA ligase (ADP-forming) activity. Lineage: Eukaryota; Viridiplantae; Streptophyta; Magnoliopsida; Lamiales; Pedaliaceae.
UUCUAUUCUUGUUGCAUCCCACGUACCUUAGACUCCCUAACUAUAAAUUCAGGUGGAAUCAGCCAGUGCUGUUAAGUUGCAGCCAUCUCUCUCUCUCUCUCUCUUACUGAACAUACUGAAAUUCUUGCACUUCUUGGGGGUUUCGUCGAAACAGUUGAGGUGAAAUGGCAAGGAAGAAGAUCAGAGAGUAUGAUUCCAAGAGAUUGUUGAAAGAGCACUUCAAGAGGAUUUCUGGGUCUGAGUUGGAGAUCAAAUCUGCCCAAGUCACCGAGUCUACUAAUCUCAACGAACUAGUAGAUAAGGAACCCUGGCUCUCAUCAACAAAGCUGGUCGUCAAACCAGAUAUGUUAUUUGGGAAGCGGGGGAAAAGUGGUCUUGUCGCUUUGAACCUUGAUUUGGCUGGAGUUGCUGCUUUUGUGAAGGAUCGGCUUGGCAAAGAGGUGGAGAUGGGAGGAUGCAGAGGGCCAAUUACGACGUUCAUUGUCGAACCAUUCGUUCCACAUAAAGAAGAAUUCUACCUGAACAUUGUCUCUGAUAGGCUUGGUUGUAGUAUCAGUUUCUCAGAGUGCGGAGGAAUUGAGAUUGAAGAAAACUGGGACAAGGUGAAGACAAUCUUUAUUCCAACAGGUGAAUCUUUCACAUCAGAGCUUUGUGCUCCACUUCUUGCAACCCUUCCCUUGGAGAUUAAGGGUGUUAUUGAGGAGUUCAUCAAAGCAGUCUAUGCUUUGUUUUUAGAUUUGGACUUCACUUUCCUUGAGAUGAAUCCUUUCACCUUGGUCGAUGGAAAGCCUUAUCCCUUGGAUAUGAGGGGCGAGCUUGACGACACUGCCGCAUUUAAGAACUUCAAAAAAUGGGGGAAUAUCGAAUUCCCAAUGCCAUUUGGAAGGGUAAUGAGUCCCACAGAAAGCUUUAUUCACGGACUUGAUGAAAAGACAAGUGCAUCUCUGAAGUUCACGGUCUUGAACCCCAAAGGGCGAAUUUGGACUAUGGUUGCUGGAGGAGGUGCAAGUGUCAUCUAUGCCGAUACUGUUGGAGAUCUUGGGUACGCUUCUGAGCUCGGGAACUAUGCAGAAUACAGUGGCGCUCCCAACGAAGAGGAGGUCUUGCAGUAUGCCAGAGUUGUGAUUGAUUGUGCAACUGCAGAGCCCGAUGGCCGUAAGAGAGCCCUCGUAAUAGGGGGAGGUAUAGCUAACUUCACUGAUGUGGCUGCUACAUUUAGUGGCAUCAUUCGAGCUCUCAAAGAGAAGGAGGCCAAACUCAAGGCAGCCAGAAUGCAUUUGUAUGUCAGAAGAGGAGGGCCAAAUUACCAAAAGGGUCUUGCAAGAAUGCGAACUCUUGCAGAAGAAAUCGGCAUCCCAAUUGAGGUUUAUGGACCUGAGGCAACCAUGACUGGGAUCUGCAAACAGGCUAUUGAGUGCAUCAGUGCAGCUGCUUGAAACUGCCAAAUGCUGAUUUUAUUACCUCUUUCGUUCCAUUUGAUUUCCACUAUAUGUAUUUAGUCUCAUGUUGUCCCAACAUGUUGAAGGAUUUUGUAUUGUAUUUUACCAGUCGAAGUCGAUCAAUCAACAGAAAUAACUACUUCAUGUGUUAGUUUUGCAUUUGACAUUAGUAAAACAAGCUCAUAAGUUGACACCAUUGACUUGAAUAUAUAACUGAUCA